This is a messenger RNA of Spea bombifrons (plains spadefoot toad), 1358 nucleotides long. RefSeq names its product proline-serine-threonine phosphatase interacting protein 1 (gene PSTPIP1). The transcript has 15 exons. The record is from RefSeq and is a predicted model, not a curated record. Gene Ontology annotation, molecular function: actin filament binding. Gene Ontology annotation, cellular component: plasma membrane; actin filament; cytoplasm. Bases 108 to 1352 code for a protein of 414 amino acids. Gene Ontology annotation, biological process: actin filament polymerization. NCBI's taxonomy places the organism in Eukaryota, Metazoa, Chordata, Amphibia, Anura, Pelobatidae.
GCUGCAACAUACUAGCCACUAAACCAAAUGGUCUUCUGCGCAGAACUAAAAUUCUGCUAGGUGUUCCAAACAUCCCUCAAGAUAAUACAAUUUUCUGUAAGGACAGUAUGACGCAUCUGGAGUUUAAGGACGUAUUCUGGUGUACAGACCUCUGCCUGAAUACAGGAUAUGAAAUUAUUCUACAGAGAUUACUGGAUGGAAGGAAGACAUGUAAAGAUGUGGAGGACCUUCUCAAACAGAGGGCCCAUGCAGAAGAGAAAUAUGGGAAGGAGUUAGUCCAAAUUGCAAAAAAGGCUGUCGGACAGACUGAGAUUAACAAAAUGCGAGAAUCCUUUGAUAUGUUGAAACAACAAAUUGAAAGUAUAGGUAAUGCACACAUCGAGCUUGCAGAGAUGCUGAGACAAGAAGUACAGAGCCUGGAGGAUUUCAGAGAACGGCAAAAAGAACUUAGGAAAAAGUAUGAGCAUGCAAUGGACCUCCUGCAGAAGAAUAAACUGUCUUUGUACAAGAAGACAAUGGAUUCCAAAAAAAGUUACGAGCAAAAAUGUAGAGAUGCAGAAGAUGCUGAGCAGAUAUAUGAACGUCUAGCGCCAACUGGAAAUUCAAAGCAAGUGGAGAAGAGCCAGAGUAAAAUGAGGCAAUGUAAGGAUGCUGCCGUUGAAGCAGACCGGUUCUACAAAACCAAUAUUGGUCUACUGGACAAAGCUCGUAUUGAGUGGGAGACAGAGCACAUUAACACUUGUGAGGCAUUUCAACAGCAGGAGAUAGACCGCAUUUGCAUCCUGCGCAACUCAAUCUGGGUUCAUUGUAAUCUAUUUUCGAUGCAGUGCGUGAAAGAUGAUGAGAUGAUGGAGAUGGUAAGACAGAGCCUGGAACUCUGUGAUAUCAGUGAAGAACUGAACCAUUUCAUUAGGACUAAAGCAACAGGGAAAACCCCACCUGCUGCUGUAUAUUAUGAAGGUUACACCAGUGAAUACUCUCCUGGAAGCAGCAAUGGUUGCAGCAUCACUGGUAGCAAAAUGAUGAAAAGGAUUUCGAACCUACUACAAGGCUCUGUAGGAAGCUCCAGAAACCUGCCAGAAAUCACGUCCAGUCCAAUAACACAGCCUGUGAAAGAGGAGUCUGAUUAUGCGAGUAUACCCAUCCCUGCUGCGGUAGAACCAAAGUGUUUGGAUGCAAAUUCCCAGGACUAUAAUGUGCUGUACGACUACACUGCUCAGAACUCGGAUGAACUGGAUAUUUCAGCAGGGGAUGUGGUUAGAGUGAUUGAGGAGGGCAAUGAUGGCUGGUGGACUGUUGAAAGAAAUGGAAAAACAGGUCUGGUACCUGGUUCAUACAUUCAGAAGCUUUGAGAAAAA